Ctenopharyngodon idella (grass carp) is the source of this 2030-nucleotide messenger RNA. RefSeq lists its product as uncharacterized. Gene Ontology annotation, biological process: regulation of transcription by RNA polymerase II. Lineage: Eukaryota; Metazoa; Chordata; Actinopteri; Cypriniformes; Xenocyprididae. The record is from RefSeq and is a predicted model, not a curated record. Gene Ontology annotation, molecular function: RNA polymerase II cis-regulatory region sequence-specific DNA binding; DNA-binding transcription factor activity, RNA polymerase II-specific. Bases 532 to 1569 code for a protein of 345 amino acids. The transcript is spliced from 3 exons.
AAGGAAAAGUUUGAAACGACAUAAGAGUGAGCAAAUGAUGACCGUUCGAUUAUUUGGUCCCUUUAAGAGGUACAUUGCAACCAACCGUAGAAACAAAAUAAUCAAUUCAAUUCAUUGGUUUAAAAAUAAGCUAAAGUUCAUUAAGCACAGAAACUGUUUCAGUUUGUAUAUUUAUUGCCAAAGGGGGAAAAACAGUAUACACUUCCAGAGAAAUAUGAUACAGCUCGUUGAUUGUAGCCAUAGAAACAGAGUAAAUAUCGAAUACAGGAAACUGUGUGUGCUAGUAGUAAAGGAAGUAGUAGUACGUCACCAACCAGCGUUUUCACAACACGGCCACUAGAAGUGUCAUUGUAAACACAGUCAGUCUCGACGGUCUCUUGAAGAAAAAAAAUCAUACGGUGUAGUAUGGAGAUAUAAAUGUCAUGAAAGACCUCUUGUUUCCGGACUUUAGUUCACGGUUUAGCUCGCUGACCGUCUGAAGCUUCAGUUAUAGUCUGUCAUUGCUCUUGAGAACAGAGAGGUCUUAACAAAAUGUCACAGAUGGAUCUCCUCAUCACAAAUGUAGCUGAGCUCCUCACCGCUGCUGUACAGGAGGUGUUGCAGCUCAUGGGUCAGGCUAUGUUAGAGUAUCAGAAGGAGUCUGCCAGAACACGCCUGGAGAAUCAGAACCUCCAGCAGAAGCUGAAAGAACUCCAGGAGAGGAUGGCUGGGGCUUCAGAUGAAGUCCUGAAAGUCUCUUUUGCCAGAGAUGAGCUUCAUUUAAGGGAGGAUCAUGUGCAGGAAGAUCUCGUUCAUCGUGGAGAUUCAGUAGUGAGCGAGGAGAUUCCGAGUGACAAUCCUGUUCAUUUAAAGCUCGUUUUAGAUGAUAUAUCUGUAGGCAACCAACAUCAUUUUCUGCAAGGGACCUGUGACUAUUCUUUGACAAUGCAAAGACCCCUUUCCAUGAAUAAGAGUAGCCCUCCGAGAAGAAUUCCAAACGCUUCACCUGGCAGCAGAGAGAGUCCAGUGACCAGCAACACUGAGACCCCACUGGGUUCAAACAAAAUCAAGGUGGAAUCUAAACCAGAGCUUCUGGAAUGUUCUAUUACGGAAGAGACAGGAAAUGCGGCAACACAAGCUCCUGUUGUUCCCAUGCAGGAUGCAAAUGAACACAACCAGCAGCCUGCCUCCACCUUUUCCAACAAUGUUGUCCAUUAUAACCAACCAUGUAAAUUACUAAAUUCUACUUCUAAACAAAUUCUUAGGUCACGGGUAGAGAAUACAGGAGAUGUUCACAGCGCUCCCAGCAUGAGUGAGAGCAGGGAAUUUCUGCACAGCUGCCAUGUGUGCGGUAAGACUUUUGCGACUCCCUCCAGCCUCGGAGCUCACUUCGUAUGCCAUUCAAAUGAGAGACCUUUUGUUUGCAAGUGCUGCAAGUUCAGGUUCAGUCGUUUAGCCGAUUUGAAAAAGCACGAGCGCAUUCAUACAGGAGAAAGGCCAUAUAACUGUUCUCUCUGUGGACGGAGAUUCAACCGAACAGAGAAUCUCAAAAGACACUUGAGGAAGGUUCAUUAUGGAGCAGCACUGUGAGCUUUAAGUUCACUGCAUGUGUCUUCGCUGGCUGCAGUAUGAUAAGGGCAUUCAUAUAAUUCAGCUUGCCGACUUUGGAUCACAACAUUCAUUUAUAUCUCAAAAUGGCAUACACCAAUAAUAUUGUUUUCUCCCACAUAAAUGAUGCAUUGCCAACUGUUUGCAUCAGACUGAAAUGAAAUAAAUAUCAAAUCAUUAUCAGUGGCUGAAAUAUGAAAAAUUUAUAAUUAUAAAACAACACCAAAGGACGAUAUAUGAUAUGUGUAAAACUCAAUUCUUGUUCUUUUUUUUGUUUUGUUUUUGAAAGCAGUCUAAUUCUCAUCAAGGCUGCAUUUAUUUAAUCAAAAUGCAAUAAAAACAGUAAUAUUAUUACAAUUGAAAAUAACUCUUUUCUAUUUUAAUACAUCUAUUUUAAUAAGUUAUUUAUUCCUCUGUUAUUUAUUCUUACUUCAGUCUUCAGC